This is a messenger RNA of Fulmarus glacialis (Northern fulmar), 3554 nucleotides long. Its product is annotated as myosin-3-like. Gene Ontology annotation, cellular component: myosin complex. NCBI's taxonomy places the organism in Eukaryota, Metazoa, Chordata, Aves, Procellariiformes, Procellariidae. The record is from RefSeq and is a predicted model, not a curated record.
GGAGUCCAUCUUCUGUAUCCAGUACAAUGUUCGUGCAUUCAUGAAUGUCAAGCACUGGCCUUGGAUGAAGCUGUUCUUCAAAAUAAAGCCCUUGCUGAAGAGUGCAGAAUCUGAGAAAGAGAUGGCCAACAUGAAGGAAGAGUUUGAUAAAAUCAAGGAAGAGCUUGCAAAGUCUGAGGCAAAGAGGAAGGAGCUAGAAGAGAAAAUGGUUUCUUUGCUGCAGGAGAAAAAUGAUCUGCAGCUCCAAGUGCAGGCUGAAGCUGAUGGUUUGGCUGAUGCUGAGGAAAGAUGUGACCAGCUCAUCAAAACCAAAAUCCAGCUGGAAGCCAAAAUUAAGGAGGUGACUGAAAGGGCUGAGGACGAGGAGGAAAUUAAUGCUGAGCUGACAGCCAAGAAGAGGAAACUGGAGGAUGAAUGUUCAGAGCUGAAGAAAGAUAUUGACGAUCUUGAGUUAACACUGGCCAAGGUUGAGAAGGAAAAACAUGCCACCGAAAACAAGGUGAAAAACCUCACAGAGGAGAUGGCAGCCCUGGACGAGACCAUCGCCAAGCUGACAAAAGAGAAGAAAGCCCUCCAAGAGGCCCAUCAACAGACACUGGAUGACCUGCAGGCAGAAGAGGACAAAGUCAAUACGCUGACCAAAGCUAAAACCAAGCUGGAGCAGCAAGUGGACGAUCUGGAAGGUUCCCUGGAGCAGGAGAAGAAACUGCGCAUGGACCUUGAGAGAGCUAAGAGGAAACUCGAAGGAGACCUGAAGAUGAACCAGGAAUCGCCCAUGAGCAUAAUGGAUUUGGAAAAUGAUAAGCAGCAGCUGGAUGAGAAACUGAAGAAGAAAGACUUUGAAAUCAGCCAGAUCCAGAGCAAAAUCGAGGAUGAGCAAGCCCUGGGCAUGCAAUUACAGAAGAAGAUCAAGGAGCUGCAGGCUCGUAUUGAGGAACUGGAGGAGGAAAUUGAGGCAGAACGUGCCUCUCGAGCAAAAGCAGAGAAGCAUCGGGCUGACCUCUCGAGGGAGCUAGAGGAGAUCAGCGAGCGCCUGGAAGAAGCAGGAGGGGCUACCGCAGCUCAGAUCGAUAUGAACAAGAAGCGUGAGGCAGAAUUUCAGAAGAUGCGUCGCGACCUCGAAGAGGCCACUCUGCAGCAUGAAGCCACGGCUGCCGCCCUGCGGAAGAAGCAUGCGGACAGCACAGCUGAGCUUGGGGAGCAGAUCGACAACCUGCAACGAGUGAAGCAGAAGCUGGAGAAGGAGAAGAGUGAGCUGAAGAUGGAGAUUGACGACUUGGCCAGCAACAUGGAGUCAGUCUCCAAAGCCAAGGCAAAUCUGGAGAAGAUGUGUCGCUCCCUAGAAGAUCAACUCAGUGAGAUUAAGACAAAGGAGGAGGAACAACAGCGCACAAUUAAUGACAUUAGUGCUCAGAGAGCUCGACUCCAAACAGAAUCCAGUGAAUAUUCACGCCAGGUGGAGGAGAAAGAUGCUCUGAUUUCUCAGCUGUCAAGAGGCAAGCAGGCAUUCACCCAACAGAUUGAGGAACUCAAGAGGCACCUAGAGGAAGAGAUAAAGGCCAAGAACGCCCUGGCCCACGCCUUGCAGUCUGCUCGCCAUGACUGUGACUUGCUCCGGGAACAAUAUGAGGAGGAGCAGGAAGCCAAGGGGGAGCUGCAGCGCGCCCUGUCCAAGGCCAACAGCGAAGUGGCCCAGUGGAGAACUAAAUAUGAGACGGACGCUAUUCAGCGCACAGAGGAGCUGGAGGAGGCCAAGAAGAAGCUGGCACAGCGCCUGCAGGAUGCAGAGGAACACGUUGAAGCUGUGAAUGCCAAAUGUGCCUCCCUGGAAAAGACAAAGCAGAGGCUGCAGAAUGAAGUGGAAGACCUGAUGAUUGACGUGGAGCGAUCAAAUGCCGCCUGCGCAGCUCUGGAUAAGAAGCAGAAGAACUUUGACAAGAUCCUGGCAGAGUGGAAGCAGAAAUAUGAGGAAACACAGGCUGAGCUGGAAGCCUCCCAGAAGGAGUCUCGCUCUCUCAGCACGGAGCUGUUUAAGAUGAAGAAUGCCUAUGAGGAGUCCUUGGACCACCUGGAAACGCUGAAGCGUGAGAACAAGAACUUGCAGCAGGAGAUUUCCGACCUCACAGAGCAGAUUGCCGAGGGAGGAAAGGCAAUUCAUGAGCUGGAGAAAGUCAAGAAGCAGACUGAUCAGGAAAAAUCUGAACUCCAAGCCUCACUGGAGGAAGCUGAGGCAUCCCUGGAACAUGAAGAGGGGAAGAUCCUGCGCCUCCAACUUGAGCUCAACCAGAUGAAGUCUGAGAAUGACAGAAAAGUAGCAGAGAAAGAUGAGGAGAUCGACCAGAUGAAGAGAAACCACCUCCGAGUGGUGGACUCCAUGCAGAGCACCCUGGAUGCUGAGAUCCGGGGCAGGAAUGAAGCCCUGCGGCUGAAGAAGAAGAUGGAGGGAGACCUGAAUGAAAUGGAGAUCCAGCUGAGCCAUGCCAACCGCCAGGCUGCAGAGGCACAAAAGAAUCUGAGAAACACACAGGCAGUGCUAAAAGAUACCCAGAUACACUUGGAUGAUGCUCUCAGGACUCAGGAGGACCUGAAGGAGCAGGUGGCCAUGGUGGAGCGCAGAGCAAACCUGUUGCAGGCUGAAAUUGAGGAGCUGCGGGCAGCCCUAGAACAAACAGAGAGGUGUAGAAAGGUCGCUGAGCAGGAACUGAUGGAUGCAAGUGAGCGUGUGCAGCUCCUCCACACCCAGAACACCAGCUUGAUCAACACCAAGAAGAAGCUGGAAACAGACAUUGCCCAAAUUCAGGGUGAAAUGGAGGAUAUGAUCCAGGAAGCCCGCAAUGCUGAAGACAAGGCCAAGAAGGCCAUCACGGAUGCAGCCAUGAUGGCAGAAGAACUGAAGAAGGAGCAGGACACCAGCGCCCAAGCAGGACACCGGCGCCCCCUGGAGGGGAUGAAGAAGAACCUGGACCAGACGGUGAAGGACCUGCAGCACCGUCUGGAUGAAGCUGAGCAGUUGGCACUGAAGGGAGGCAAGAAGCAAAUCCAGAAGCUGGAGGCCAGAGUGCGGGAGCUGGAAGGGGAGGUUGAUGCUGAGCAGAAGCGCAGCGCUGAAGCCGUGAAGGGUGUGCGCAAGUACGAGAGGAGGGUGAAGGAGCUGACCUAUCAGUCUGAAGAAGACAGGAAGAACGUUCUCAGGCUCCAGGAUCUGGUGGACAAGCUUCAAAUGAAAGUGAAAUCCUACAAGAGACAAGCUGAGGAGGCUGAGGAGCUGUCCAAUGUCAAUCUCACAAAGUUUCGCAAGAUCCAGCAUGAGCUGGAAGAAGCAGAGGAGCGGGCUGACAUUGCGGAGUCACAGGUCAACAAGCUCCGAGCAAAGAGCCGUGAAAUUGGCAAGAAGGUAGAAAGUGAAGAGUAAACGCCUCCAGUGGUGCAAAGUGAAAGAGAAUUGCACAAAAUGUGAAAUUCUAUCACUUUGGUUUUGUAAUCACUGCUUAGUCCUUCAUCAAUCUCUAAUUAAUGCCUAGAUAAUAAAAAUUGUAGAGAUUUUCCCAUGGAAA